Sitodiplosis mosellana (orange wheat blossom midge) is the source of this 5771-nucleotide messenger RNA. RefSeq lists its product as uncharacterized. The record is from RefSeq and is a predicted model, not a curated record. Gene Ontology annotation, cellular component: nucleus; cytoplasm. NCBI's taxonomy places the organism in Eukaryota, Metazoa, Arthropoda, Insecta, Diptera, Cecidomyiidae. Bases 1679 to 4771 code for a protein of 1030 amino acids. The transcript is spliced from 10 exons. Gene Ontology annotation, molecular function: RNA polymerase II transcription regulatory region sequence-specific DNA binding; DNA-binding transcription activator activity, RNA polymerase II-specific. Gene Ontology annotation, biological process: positive regulation of transcription by RNA polymerase II.
GUCUAUGAUGCGGCAUACUACAACGAAACGAAGGUGGUAGCAGCAGCAGCCACAGCAACAACAACACAGAAUAAGAUUUCUGUAUGAUGAACUCUCGGUUUCAUUUUCAGUUUUGUUUAGUUCGUCGUUCGGUGAGGUUGUGCACCAGCUUUUUCUCUGUUGUCUCUCAGCGAGCGCGCCCCAACGUGCGCUCUGUGUAUGUUCUCUCAGUCUUCUCAGUUCAUAUAAUAUGUUUAUGGUGUAAUUUGGUUGAUGAUUUUUGUGGAAGAUUCUUAAAAUCGAAUCCAUCGUCUGCACUUAAUCGAGUGCGUGCAGCAGCGGCAACAACAACAACAACAACAACAAUAACAAGAACUAGUGUUGACUACAGCAUUUAAUUGCCCAAAUGGAUUCGUUCUUGAAUCUUUUUGUUUCCAUAAAAUGUGCAUUGUGUGUUUUUAACGAUUUGCCGACAAGCAAAUUCGUAGCGUGAGCUCAAACUUGAGUUAAAUAAGUUAUCGCUUAUUUUUUUUUACUUCAAGUUCGAACAAUAUCAUUAUUUGUUUUUCUUCUCGACAACAAUUUUCCGUCUGUGCUCAGUGUGAUGAUAACAAAUCAAAAAAGAGCCAAAUAAUCGAAGAGAAGCAAAGAAAGCAGAAUAUUACUAACGAGGUCUGCUUAGAUCGGUGCAUUUUACAUCCAUUCAUGCAAUUCCAAAAUGCAUUUUAUGGUUGUUCUAUGACAUUUUGUGCAUCGCGGUGUAAUCAAUACUACGAAAAGCAAAUAAAACACUCAAACAGUCAUUCAAAUAAUUCAAAUCCAUCUGAUUGCUUAAACGCUUAUCCGAAUUUAUUCGUUCGGCAUUUUCGCGUAAGGAAAAUAGUGUUUGAACGACAGCAAUAACAACAACAAAAACGUUGUGCAAAUUUUUGUCAUCAAUUUCACAUCGUAAAGAGACUAUCUGCAGUGCGGAACAUUGUUUGAAUAUUUAACAAGAACCAGAUUCAAUUGAAUAUAUUCCGGGAAAAUCGGUAUUUAUUUAUUGAACAAAUAAUACACCCCAAAAAUAAACCGGAUUAAAUGGAUUAAUUUGCCAAUAAAAUUGAACACACAAAAAAGCAUAACGUCGCGAUCGAAUUGGCUACCAUGGUAUCUUUCUUUUGGAUUGUGGAAAGCAUAUGAGUAGAACAAAAGACCGAUCCGGCCUGAAUUUGAAACGAAUGAAAAAAAAACAUCUUUGGAAAAGAUUCAAUAAGCAGCGGCUAAUGCCCACAAGACUAAAACGAGAAAAAAAACUAGAAGAACAGAAAAAAUUAGUAAAGAACGAAACAUCUGAGACGAAUUUCAACGGACAUCAUACAAAGUUGUAUGCAAUCGUACAUUGGACUUGAGUACACCUAACGUAAUGACAAUGAAACCAGCGUGAAAACACUCUCAUAUCGCACAUCUCGUCUGUCGAAACAAAAUUGAAAGAGUAUAUACAAAACCAAUCAACAGCAACAGCUACGAGGCAUAGCAGCGUGUGUGUUUGUUUCACGUUCGUAAAAUCGAAACCGAGAGAGAGACGGAAAGAAGUGUCAGUCCAGCCGAAACCAUCAAUUCGUACGUAGUGCAUUUUAACGCGCGCGGCUUCGACGAACGAAAAUUAUCGACACUCUAUCGAAAUAUCUGUGUGCAUCGCAAUCAAUCGAUAAUCCAAAUGGGCACAAAAUCGCCGGGCACAUCGCAACGAUGCCGAUUGAUAUUGCAACAUUGUUUGGCGAUACAAUUGAGCAAACCGGGCCACACUCCUGAGGAUUUCUGGAUGUACGAUUCUGGCUAUAUGAUAUUCCAGAAUUUUCUCGCUGCAAAUUCGCAAUGUUGGUGGAAUGGGCCAUUAACUGCAGCAACAAGAGCGUUAAAAUAUGCCGGUCAUGUUGCUCCAGGGAUGCUGUUAGUCACGGCUGACCCAUGCGCUCUAGAAGUUUUACGCGGAGCAUAUGCAAGAAGCGUUUUGAAACCGCCAGCUACUUAUGUCAUCAGUGCGGUCGGUGAUAUCGAUGAUUGCAUCGUAACACCGACAGUACAAGGACAAUUCACACCAUUGCCGGAGGCUCUUUGCGACGUCAUCAUGGAUUUGACAUCACAAGGACAGUCUGCCACAAUUGAAAAUAUACGCGUUAAAUUAUCAGUGCGGUUUCCACAUAUGCAACAGCCAAGCAAUGAAAUGAUUUACGACAGUCUAGCCCAAUUGAUGCAAGAGAAAAAGAUCUAUCAAACAGCUAAAGGAUACUUUAUAGUGACACCAGAGAGAAGGCGAAGCAGAUCAAGACCACGCAGUCAACGUGGUUUCCCCGAUAACUUUGAGGAAUCAAUGGAACCAACCGAUGCCAGAACCAUUUUGAUGACAAACGCAGAGGCCGUUCACAAUUUAUACGGUGAGAUUUCAACUGAACGUGACGGCGAUUUAACGCAUCAGUGCAUUCAAACAAACCUGGCUGAUGUCAUUUGCGGAGGUAAUCCCAAUGACAAAGUCAUUUAUGCACGAACAUCGAAACGAAGGAGUGCAUCGUUUCCCACGCCACGAAGUCUAGAUCGUCGCCAUAGUCUGAGAUUGUUUGGUUCAUCGAAGCGAUUACAGCGAUGUGCAUCAACAAGAAGCCUUUCGAAAAACUAUGCCCAAACACUGGCCAACUGUGGCACCGACAGCAGCAGCUCGGAAUAUCAAAGCACCGACUCAUCGUCACCAAAAAAAGCAUCUUUAUUAUCACGGCUGUUCCGGCGAAGUGGCCGAUCGAAGCAACGUCAAAUCGAAACCUAUUCCGCUCAAUUUCCUCCAGCUGAAUGGUUCAAUUCGAAGGCCGUACAUUUGCACAGUGUUGGCACACAGACCAGCGAUUUGGUAAGAAAUGAAGACAAUAUGAAAUCGGAAGAUGAUACGCCUGAUGUUCAUACUCUUUCCAAGUCAACAUUCUACGAUGGUACUGAGCUACGGCAUCGAUCGUCUACACUUCCUCGACGGCAUCGUCGUCACAUGUCCAGUGAAUCAACGUUUGUCAUUUCAUCGCGAGAUUGUUCACCGAUUCGACGCCGUUCACCAGUUUAUUGCAGCGGAAGUCUUCCACGAUCCACACAUUCAAUACCCGCCGCUUCAAUGCAAACGAAAGUCCAACGUACUAUUCCAAGCAAGCAUUUAAUUAACGAACAGAAUCGUAUUACAGCCAAAAGUGGUGAAAUCUAUCGAAGUCCCAAGAAAACCAGCACACUUGAUAAUCGACUAUCAAACGAUCGGCAUUAUCGUUCAAUCAACAGCGGUCCAUCGAGCUAUGAAUCGGGUAAGGCGUCCAUUUUGUCUGGAUUAUCAAGCAUCGAAGAUGAAAAAGUGUCAUAUAGUCGUACUAGCGGUCAUUAUAGCCUCGACUCACAUCCGUCGAUUAGUACGAUUGCAACGAAUAAAAAUGGAAGUCGUUUAACAUAUGGCAAUGGCAAUUGUUCGCCGAAAUCUUCACCAAAACAUCAACUGGGCAAAUCAAAAUUGACCAUGGACUCCAAUUCACGCAUGAAAUCGACGGCAACAUCAACCAGCAACGGGCCAUCAUCGUUGAAUCGAUCGGACGAUCCAUCGAUGCCAGUUCUUGGUAAACCACCAAUCGGCAUACCAAACUCCAAUUCAAACAGUUCAAUCACGCUUCAGGUUACCACAUCGAAUGAAAGUCAAAUUCCGAACACAAAGAUUUUUGUACAAAAUUCACCUGUGCGAAGUGUCAUCACACUUGAAAAUGGCAAACUUCUGGACAAUUCGAAUGUUUACAUAAUAAAUAAUGAAACGACAACCAAUGGCAACGGGGAAAUCAUCAAACGUUCCAUAUCGAAACAGAGUUCACCGGCUAAAAUGCGUGCCGCAUCCAAACGAGACAAAGAGAAUGAACUUUUACUGAGCGAAAAUGAUAUGGCGUCCGAAACAUGCGAUUCACUUUCGUUCAUCAGCGAAACAUCGCCCGAAUCCAGUAUGAGCACUAUGCCAACACCAACACCCGAACCAUUUACAUCGGAUUCAAUUGAGAAUUGUAAAUUCACCAAGAACGUCAACAAUGAUGCCACCAUGAAUAAUGGCCGGAAAUUCUCACUGCCCAUAUCGAAUACAAACAAUAUUGUCUAUAAAAAUGUGUUGAAAAAUGUCAACGAUAUUAGCCCAACGUCACCGCUAAACAAUAAAAAUGUUUUCACUUUGGACGAAAUGGUGGUGGAGAAAAUCGAAACCAUCAAUUUGGAACGGAACACAAUUGCCGGAUCGGUUGGCAAUCUUCGAUUCAUCGAAAAGAAAAAAAUCAUAAAUUCAAAUUGCGAUUUGAAAAUGUCACCAUACGAACCGGUUUGCGGUAACAUAACAAAAUUAAACUCAAACCCGGCUAUAAAUACCGAUUCAAUUGCGCAAAUUUUAUCCAAAAAUAUGAUUUCCAUUGGCAGCGAACCGAACAUCUCGAAUUUGGCCAUAAAUAGCAACGGCGAUGGCAAACAGAAGAUCAACAACGGUGACAAAUCGGUGGAAAAAGAACCGGUCGACCGUCGAUUCAGUGUAUCACGCGAGAAUAGCAUCAACGAUCGCGAUGAACUCUACAAUUUCCCAAGUCUUUCCGAUCUGAGUUUCAAUUUCACUUCUCUGGCUGCGCAGAAAAUUCUAAAAGGUGUCAGCAUCAACAGCAUCGAUACAUUAGUCGAAUUGAAUAUGGCGCAAGAGAAACAGCAGAACAACGUAUCAGCAACAACCACAGCCCAACCACAAGCAAUUUGUACAGACUAUGGAAUGGUUUAAAUUUUAUGGCCUUUUUUAAUCGUUCGUUUUUUUUUCGUUCGUCACCGCAUUUGAAUCCUUCCUUAAAUUAUUUCCAUACGGUUCGAUUUUAUUCAUCAUUUUUAGUUUAAUCACACCAACACACACACACACAGAGAGAGAGAGACACACAUUCAGUAAACAGGAACUAUAUAAUAGCCUUUCAAAUGGACGGCAAUAGAAACCCUUUUUUAUAAGUAGCCUUUUUAUAGUCUUGAAUCCAAAUCGACAAAUUUCACGCUGAUCGCAUUGAGACGGCUGGAAAUUGUAGAAUCCCAAUUCGAAUCGAAGAAACAAAAAACAACAACUGUUUAUUACGCAAAUACAUUUUUAUAGCGUAGCUAGUAAUCGAAUAGUAAAAAUAUAUAAUACAAGUUUACAUAAUACAGAGAAAAAAGUGAGGCGUUUUUCUGUUCUUUUUUAUUUUGUUGAAAUUGCAAUCGGAAAUCUGGAGAAUAAAAAUAGCUGCAUCUCACGGCGAAUUAUUUUAAUUACUAGAUUUAGAUUUAGUAGCCAGAUGCGGUCAUUCGCAGUCGUAACAUAAUACUUACAUGUAAAAUGCCCAACAAUUAUAGCAUCGAUAGAUCCAUUAUAAAUAUAUAAUAAAUUUAAAAGAAAAAUAUACGUCAGUUCGAUAAUACAAGUGCCAAAUUUGCAAAUUCUAAUGCAUUUUUUUUUCUCUUCUUCUUUGUUGUUUUAUCAGAAAAAAAUAAUCAAAAUAAUUUUUACGAAAUAAUUUCUUCCCCGAGCAACGACGAUCACUUCAUUCGGAACGAUUUUGUCGUCUGAAUGGAGGAGCCCGUUGAAGAGCAAUAUUUUUUUUAUUCAUUUGUACAUUUGCAACUUUUAAUCGAUAAAUAAUAACAUUUAUGUUUAAUGCUGAACGUAGGAUAUGCAUAACGAAUUAACUUUGUAAAUUCGUAUUAUUUUCUAUGAACUUGAACGUAUAAUGUAAUAAAAUAUAACGUCAAAUCAUUUAAAA